Molecule: messenger RNA, 350 nt
Organism: Nestor notabilis (Kea)
Lineage: Eukaryota; Metazoa; Chordata; Aves; Psittaciformes; Psittacidae
Product: HLA class II histocompatibility antigen, DR alpha chain-like
Exons: 2
Biological process (GO): immunoglobulin production involved in immunoglobulin-mediated immune response; antigen processing and presentation of exogenous peptide antigen via MHC class II; positive regulation of T cell activation
Cellular component (GO): MHC class II protein complex
Molecular function (GO): MHC class II protein complex binding
Source: RefSeq, a predicted model, not a curated record
CGCCGCUGCUGGAGGUGACGUGGAAGCAGAACGGGCAGAGCGUGAGCAGCGGCGUCUUUGAGACCGUGUUCUACACGCGGGAGGACAACACGUACCGCAUGUUCUCCUACCUGCCCUUCGUGCCCGCGCGCGGGGACUACUACGACUGCUCCGUGAAGCAUGAGGGGCUCCCCGAAGGCCUCGUGAGGCACUGGGAACCCGACGUGCCCCCCGCCACAUCUGAGACCACCCAGACCCUGGUGUGCGCCCUGGGCUUGGCCGUGGGCAUCAUCGGCAUCGUGGUGGGCACCAUCCUCAUCAUCAAGGCCAUGAAGAUAAACAGCGCCCACAACCACAGGGGGGUCUUGUGA